CUCAUUUUGUGAAGAGGCCGAGUGUUGGUGGGAGCCUCAGUCGAGAGGGGGACAAGAACAGGGCAAGAACCGUUAAUCCCAUUGAAACUCUGAGAGACCGCCCCCCGGAGGUUCAAUUAUAAUCCCAAUUGGAACAGGAAAAACAAAUUUGGGAAGAUUUUCUGCAUUGUGUGGACAUUUCGUUGGGACUUUGGAGCAUCAGAUAGAUAUCUAGAAGAGAUUAAACGAAUCCGGGUAGGAAAUGACCGCUCUAGUUGGACAUACUGAAUGUAACGACUGAAGGGAACUGGGUUGGAUCCGCCCGGUGGUGUGAGGUGUUGACAUCUCGGUGCUGAAGAUGGGACUCUUUGCCGCUUCGUGCACAUUUGCACUGCUCUUGCUAACGCUCUGUGCGUCCAGGGUUUGGAGCAAUGAAAUCCUUGGGUUAAAGAUCCCAGUUGACCCUGUGCUAACUGCCAACACCGUGUGUCUAACACUCUCGAGCCUGACUCGCCGGCAGCUGGAAGUCUGCAUGAGGUAUCCAGAUGUGACGGCCUCUGCCAUCCAGGGCAUCCAGAUCGCCAUCCAUGAAUGCCAGCACCAGUUCCGAGACCACAGGUGGAACUGCUCUAGCCUGGAGACCAAGAACAAGAUUCCCUACGACAGUGUGAUCUUCAGCCGAGGCUUCAAGGAGAGUGCUUAUGCUUACGCCAUUGCAGCUGCAGGAGUGGUUCACGCCGUCUCCAACGCCUGCAGCCUGGGCAAGUUGAAAGCCUGCAGUUGCGAUGACCAGCGGCGGGGGGACGAGGAGGCCUUCAGACUCAAACUCAACCGUCUGCAGCUGGAGGCUCUGAACCGGGGCAAGGGAAUGGUGCACGGGGUGCUGGAGCCCCUACCCGGGGAGCUGCCAGGGCCCCAGGACUCCUGGGAGUGGGGAGGCUGCAGCCCCGACGUGGAGUACGGAGAAAAAUUCUCCAGGGACUUUCUGGAUUCCCGGGAAACCUACAAGGACAUCCAUUCCAGGAUGAGGCUGCACAACAACAGGGUGGGAAGGCAGAUGAUAGCCGACAACAUGAAGAGGAAGUGUAAAUGCCAUGGGACAUCUGGCAGCUGCCAGCUCAAGACCUGCUGGCAGGUGACGCCAGACUUCCGCACGGUGGGCAGUCUGCUGAAGCGCAAGUUCUACAACGCCACGCUGAUCAAAGCCCACAACCGCAACACCGGCCAGGUGGAGCAGGCCCACCACCCGCACCGCAGGAAGUCCACCGCCGGGGAGCUGGUCUUCUUCGAGGACUCGCCCAACUUCUGCGAGCGGGAGCCCGAGCUGGACUCAGCUGGGACCCGGGGACGCAUCUGCAACAAGACCAGCCCUGGCUUGGACAACUGCGAGAGCCUGUGCUGCGGCAGGGGUCACAACAUCCUGAGGCAAUCCCGAAGGGAGAGGUGUAAUUGCAAGUUCCACUGGUGUUGUUACGUCGCAUGCGAGGAGUGUAGAGUAACCGAGUGGGUGAGCGUGUGUAAGUGAAUCCCACCUGCAAAAUAACACACACACACACACACACACACACACACACACACACACACACACACACACACACACACACACACACACACACACACACACACACACACACAAACACAAACACACAUACAAACUAAUGAUAAUGAAUAUUAAGCCUGGAAUAAUAAAAGAACAACAAAGACACGGAGGCAAUGGACUUCAAAAUUGUGCGCUGGCUUCACUGGACGUGUGCAUUGUGCAAUUCGAGACCCAUCUCAUUUUUACUGAACUCGGUCACACUAUCUUCCUUGAAACUGGGCCAGAAAUUUCUGCAGACGGAGACACAAGAGACUGCAGAUGCUGGAACCUGGAGCAACACACAAAAAAGUGCUGGAGGAACUCAGCGGGUCAGGCAGCAUCUAUGGAGGGAAAUGGACAGUCGACGUUUCGGGUCGAGACCCUUCACCUUGACAAUUUGCUGCCCAGUGAAUCCUGCCUACCCCGGUGUACUUUCUUCUUUUCCAAGUCAACACGACAGAAGAAAUUCAAGUGAUUGACAGGAUGUGCCAGUGGGGAACUGCUUGCAAAGUUCAGAGACUCAGGAGAAAGAAAAAAACUUCAAAAGACUUUUGGGAAAAAAAUGUAAA
This is a messenger RNA of Pristis pectinata (smalltooth sawfish), 2127 nucleotides long. It is a transcript of the gene wnt10a, whose product is annotated as wingless-type MMTV integration site family, member 10a. Gene Ontology annotation, biological process: canonical Wnt signaling pathway; cell fate commitment; neuron differentiation. The record is from RefSeq and is a predicted model, not a curated record. The coding region runs from base 338 to 1504 and encodes 388 amino acids. NCBI's taxonomy places the organism in Eukaryota, Metazoa, Chordata, Chondrichthyes, Rhinopristiformes, Pristidae. The transcript has 4 exons. Gene Ontology annotation, cellular component: extracellular region. Gene Ontology annotation, molecular function: frizzled binding; cytokine activity.